AGCUGUGUAGCAGGACUACAGGGGUACUAUUUCCCACCACUUCCAUCCAUCUUCUUCUAUACCGAAAAUUUCGAACUCUCAAUCCCUUCAUUUCUAGGGUUUCUGCAUGGCAUCUUCUGAAGAAGAAGGCGAAAUCAUCCCCGUUUGUGUCACAAACUACCUACUUGUGAACGAUCGUAAUGCGCCGACUUCAUUUUCGCAGUUACCGCUUCAUUGGAGUGAUCAGGAGAACCUAAUCGACAAGAACAGAACCUCAUCGGUUGUGUAUUUGCGCGGAACUACUGACGGAGGUCUUCAACCGGUCUACAAGGAGGUGAUCGCUUGGAAGUUGGAACUUUCUCAUAUAGUGCCGCCUAAAAUAUACGUUCUUUCCAAGGGGAAAACAUGGAUACAACUCCAGGAACCAAGGAAUAUGUACAAAGAUGUCAUUAAGACUUUUUUGAUCGUGGUUCGGUGUCUCCAUUUUGCGAAGAGGAAUGCAGGUGCAAGUAGAGAUCAGAUUUCGAGUCAUUUGGUGAAAACAUUGAGAUCGGAUGAUGUGAUUGAACCUGUAGAGAAGUAUCUCUCUGCUCACUUGCCGUUAAUACAGAGUGCGGUGGCUAAAGACAAGGAUUUGGCAAAAUCAAAGUUUCUUAAAACGUUUCUUAUGGAGAUUGAGAAUCCUGGGAGAAGAGAAUACCUUCAUGAGUUAAAGGAGAAUCAAACAAAAACCAAGUCCAAGUUCAUAGUUUCUGAUGAUGAAGAGCUAGAGGAUAAUGAUGAUGAAUCUGAUGAUGAAGAUGAAGUAUUAUUUGAUUCUGUUUGUGCAUACUGCGACAAUGGUGGUGAUGUUCUCCCUUGUGAAGGUCAAUGUAUGCGAUCUUUCCAUCCAACCAUAGAUACAGGAGUAGAAACUUCUUGUGAGUCUCUUGGCUUUGCCAAUGCAGCUGAAUAUGAGGCAAUUCCAACUUUUCUUUGUGGCAACUGUAAACACAAGAAACAUCAAUGCUUUGUUUGUGGAAUGUUGGGUUCUUCUGAUAAGUCUUCUUCUACUGUUGAGGUGUUCCCUUGUGUUUCUGCAACUUGUGGCCACUUUUAUCACCCUGGAUGUGUUGCAAAAUUGAUCCACCCUUCUGAUGAAACCCUAGCCAAUCAACUUCAGAGUCAAAUAGCUGCAGGAGAAUCAUUCACUUGCCCUGUUCAUAAAUGUCGUGUUUGUAAACAAGGAGAAAAUAAAGAGGUUCAUGACUUGCAAUUUGCAGUUUGCAGACGUUGCCCAAAGGCAUAUCAUCGAAAAUGCUUACCUAAGGCAAUUGGUUUCAAGGCUAGUGUUGAUGGAACAAUUAAACAAAGGGCAUGGGAUGAUUUGUUGCCAAAACGCAUCUUGAUGUAUUGCACGAAGCAUGCUAUUAUUCCAAAUCUUUUGACACCAAAAAGGGAUCAUCUUUUAUUUCCUCGUGUCACAAGAAAAAGAAAUCAAGAAGGAAGUAAAGUGUUGAUGACAUCUGUAAAGAGUAAAGCUUUUGGAAACCUCUCAAACACUGACACUGACAUUGACACUGACACUUCAAACAUGCCAAAAGUUGUUGAGAAGUGGGAUAAAAACAACACCAUCACUUAUGGUGAUAAGAAUAAAAUAUUAGAGAAAGGGAAGUCUUCCUUGAUUUCUAGAAAUUCAGAGCAUCAUUCCACCAUUGGUCAAAACAAGUCAACACAAAAAGAUAUACAAAGAGAACAAGUCUUUGCUUCUAAGCCAGUGAAGAAGAUAGUGAAGAAGAUAAUACUGGAUAGACCUCCUGUAGUAGAUAAUGAUAUGAAAACAAGGAUUUUGAAAAUAAUCAAAGACUCAACAUCUUCAUUUGAUGUUGAAGAAUUUUUAAAGGAGAAGAGAAAGAGAUGCACUCAUCAAAUAUACACCCCACAAACAGGGUUAGAUAAGACAAUUACCAUGGGAAAAGUGGAGGCUUCUGUUAAGGCAGUGAGAACAGCCUUGAAGAAAUUGGAGGAUGGGGGUAGUGUUGAGGAUGCAAAAGCUGUUUGUGAACCAAAUGUUUUAAAUCAGCUCACAAAAUGGAAGGAAAAGUUGCAUAUUUUUCUUGCUCCUUUUCUCAUUGGAGCACGCUACACCUCUUUUGGACGCCAUUUUACUAAAGUUGAUAAACUUAAGGAGAUAGUUGAGAGACUCCAUUGGUAUGUAGACGAUGGUGAUACAGUAGUGGACUUUUGCUACAAGAAUUAUGACCUCAUCACACCAAAGAACACAUUCAGUUUUGAAAAGAGAGAUUGGUUUAGUGUCCCUGUUGAAGAUCUACCUGAUGGGUCUCGUUUGGUAAUGGGAUUAAAUCCUCCGUUUGGAGUCCAAGCUUCUCUUGCUAACAAAUUUAUCAACCAUGCUCUCAAGUUCAAACCAAAGCUUUUAAUCCUUAUUGUUCCAAAAGAAACCAAAAGGCUUGACCAAAAAUGGUAUCCGUAUGAUUUAAUCUGGGAGGAAGAGCAUAUGCUUUCUGGCAAGUCGUUUUACCUACCGGGAUCAGUAAGUGUUCAAGAGCAGCCAUUAGAUGACUGGAACGUGGUGUCACCCCCACUCUCUCUCUGGAGUCGACCCGAAUGGACUCCCAAACACAAAUCAAUAGCCGAAAAACAAAACCACAUCAACCAAACCCAAUCCAACUUAAACCACAAAAAACAACUCUCCAAUUACCUAAUGGAAGAAACCCAAGACUGUUACAAUGACUUCUCGAAUAUCAUCACGACAAACUAUCCAGACAUCUCCAACAUCUUGGACGAUGUUCCGGAAGCUUCCGAUGCUACUGGAACCGGAACUCAUUAUGACGACCUCUCUGACAUGGACCUUGGAAGCCCGUUGGUUUCCCCACAACUUUAUACAGAUACAACCACCAGUCUUCCAUAUGAAUCAGUCAGUGGGUUUCAGAAUCAUGCUUUUUCAACCUACCAUGAUUUUGCUAACUAUGGUGUUGGUCACCCUAUGUACCCAACUAUGCCUCCUCCUACAUUUACUUAUCAAACCGAUGCCAACAUUUGGCCACCAGGUAUGUUGCCUCCUGAUUUUGGAAAUUAGAGUAUGUUGUAUACAAAACGUUAACUUACUAUUAGAUUAUGGAUUCGGAUUUGGGUUUACUUGAUUGUGGUCCAUAUUGGUUUCACACUAUUGUAGUGAAGUACACAAAAACCAUUUUGCAAAGUAUAUGGUUUCAUGAUAAUUUUAAAUAAGGU
This is a messenger RNA of Lactuca saligna, 3213 nucleotides long. The record is from the annotation of a GenBank genome assembly. NCBI's taxonomy places the organism in Eukaryota, Viridiplantae, Streptophyta, Magnoliopsida, Asterales, Asteraceae.